UAAAAUUCUAGACGUUUUUGUUUUUAAAGUGAACGUGAGAGUGUAUGGGAGUAUGAGGAAGUGCUACUAAAUUAGAAUAAUACAAAUAUAAGAGCCAUGCGAAAGUACCAGCAGUUAUUCCUUUUGCUAAUAUCCUUUCUCAGCGUGUGCAUACUCCUGAUGUACAAGAGUGAGAACAAUCGCCUAAAGUAUGUCUUGAAAUACGUAAACUUUUUCGGCCGCAAUGAUGCGGCCGUCUUGAGACGUUUGGACAAUGGGAUCGGAAACAGAACCAUGGAUGAGGAUAAAAUGUUUCACUUGGCUCUGUCCCGUCCUUUGCCCGUAUGGCAGUUAAUUGGCAGUAGCGGCGAUUUCUACGCUUACUCCUCAUACUGGAAACGCAAUGAGUUGAUUGCCGGAGGACAAGCCCACGUUUUGGUUGUGGGUAGGAAAGGAGCCGUUGUUGACUUCCGCUGCAGCUUAGACAUGGCCAAUGGUCGCCAAGUACAGGGCAAAUUUCGUUUUCAACGAGAAGAGGGUCAGAAUCAUGACACGGAUGCAGCUUUUACCAGUUACCACUUUUUCUGUCAGGUUAGCCGUGACUUUGGCAAACCAGAAAUUGUGUCCUUUAUGGACGCAGGUACAAAGAAUCCCGUUAAGCUGCGCUUGCGCCAUAUCAAGACUCAAACGAAAUCGCUUAGAUUAUUGCCGGCAAUAGUUUGCGUAGACCUUGUAGAUUACAAUAUGAACUCGACUUUUGCUCGCCGAGAAGAUGCCUUACUACAGUUCUUUUUAAUCCAUCAGGCUUUAGGCGUAGAUUACUUUGUCGUUUACAAUUACGAUGAACUGCCUCUUCAGAUUAUCCAUAUUCUGCAACGUGCUAACAUCCACUUAAACGGAUUGCCUUUUAAUUUUCCCUUUCCUCGCCAGCCGUCGUCAAAUCUCACACACCAACUGAUCGAAACAGAUUGUCAAAUGCGCAGCUUCAACUACGCCAGUUUCAGUAUUCUUAUGAAACCCAAUGAGAUUAUGUAUCCAAGUGCCCGUUUUCUAGACAACGAUGGGAAGCGCUCACUGCACGAGCAACUGCGUCAUUAUGAUGCAACCGAAACUCGCUUUGAACUAGCCACAUUUAAUGUAUGCUUCGAUGAACGCAAGAAAUUGCUUAUGGAUCAUGUUCAGUACGAUCCAGAGUUAAAGACAAAUUAUAAAAUGUUGCUACAUCGUUUGGAAUUGCCUCCCCCUGCACCGAUGGCCACAAAUAACCAAGUAGAAUUGGCACUCUCGAAAGGACUUGUCCAUCGCUAUGUGGACUGUGUAAAAGUAGGCAAAGAUGGAUUACACGACUGGCGCAACGGCGUACGUGAAGACUUUAUGCAACAUAUCGACACACUCCGCAACGAAGUGGAUUUACUCAUUUAAAAUAAAUCUAAGAUUUGAAUUUAGCUUUAGGAAUUACGUUUAUAAAUGAUAAGAUCAUGAUGUGGCAGCUUUAGAUCAUCUUUCCGGACAAAAUGAUCCCAAAAACUAGCAUUAACUAAUAGCUUAACCAUCAUCUGUAUUCAGCAAUGCACACACAAAACAUUUUGUAUAUAUAAUAGACGAUUAUAAACCUCAAUGUGGUGGCCAUAUAAAAUUAAAUUAGGAUGCUAAAUAA
Molecule: messenger RNA, 1636 nt
Organism: Drosophila willistoni
Lineage: Eukaryota; Metazoa; Arthropoda; Insecta; Diptera; Drosophilidae
Exons: 1
Coding region: 97-1401 (434 amino acids)
Source: RefSeq, a predicted model, not a curated record